Pneumocystis murina B123 is the source of this 1041-nucleotide messenger RNA. RefSeq lists its product as hypothetical. Gene Ontology annotation, cellular component: nucleus. The record is from RefSeq and is a predicted model, not a curated record. The transcript is spliced from 3 exons. Gene Ontology annotation, biological process: positive regulation of cellular response to hypoxia; positive regulation of SREBP signaling pathway; translational termination. NCBI's taxonomy places the organism in Eukaryota, Fungi, Ascomycota, Pneumocystomycetes, Pneumocystales, Pneumocystaceae. Gene Ontology annotation, molecular function: protein binding. Bases 1 to 1041 code for a protein of 346 amino acids.
AUGGACAGAAAGCGCCAGCCUCUUGGAAUAGCUGCUAGUCAUAGAAAAAGAGCAAAAGAAGCACAAGAAAAAGUUAAUGAGGCUUUACCUAAUGGUUGGAAGGCGAAAGCACUAUUAGAUUUGGCACAACUUGCAAGCGAAGGAGUAGAUAUUGACAUUGAAGGAUUGAUUGAAAUUGAUACAAAUUUUGAUAAGAAUUUAAAUAAUGAUAAGGACAUUUCUUAUGUGAAUAAGGAGGCAUUUGAUGAUUUAGAUGGUCCAGUGUCAGGUUUAAGCGCGGAAUUGACGGAUUCAUUUAUUUCAACGACAUUUUUAUUGAUAGAUGCAGCUAUUAAAUGCUGCAAUGCUGGGUUAAAGGCAGAUCGACCAAUAAAUAAUGAAUCAUCUAUUGAAGAAAUGGAUCCAGCAUCUAUUCAGUGUCUUCGUGGUCAAGCUAAGCUUACAAGACUUAUGCAUCAGCCUCAACGAUGUUAUGAUCUGAUUAAACCGACAUUAAAAAGUGCGAUGAAAGAUCUAGAUGCAUCCAAUUCGGUAGAGAUUUAUCGUACAAUUACUCCUUUGUUCCAUUGGAUUGCAAGGAUCGGGGAUGAAUGUAGUGAAAAUGUAGAAAAAAAGAUGAUCAAUGAUUGGAUUGCAUCAAAAUGGCAUCUAUUAUUGAAGGAUAAUGAAUCUGAUGUAGAAGCAUUGGAAGGGCUAGGAUUUAUUGAAUUAUCUAUGUCAAACGCCUAUCUUGAACCCAUUGAAGAAAUGGGAGAAAUAAAAGAAGAAACCGAAGCAGUGAUCCAGGCAGAAAUUCAUUUAAAAAAUGCCAUCGAGUAUUUUAUGAAGGCAUAUGAUAUACAAAAAGCGAAUGGUAUUUCAGAAAAUUUAUUUAUGAUGCUAGCUGAAGCAAAAAUAUCAUUGGCAAAUUUGAAAAGUAAAGAUAAACAAUCAGAAGAAUAUAAAAAUGUAUUGAAACAAUUAAGAGAGAUUGGUUUAAAUCAAUCUGGUCAAUUGCCAGAUCAUUUUCAGGAUAUUUUAAAUGAAUUUGAUACAUUGUAA